UUUUCCCCUUUCUUUUGUAGGAAAGAGAGCUCCAACUGGACUUACUGAUUGUUAAACAGUGUGACAUAUACAACUAGUGCCUUUGUUUUGCACUCAAUGUUGCAGGUUGGUGGUUUAAAUAGUCUCCCUCUCCCAGCUGUUUUCAUCUCGUGAAUCUUUGCUUUCACCAGCCUCUGCCAUGAAGCUCCUUGCAUUUUUCAAAGUUGUACGUGCCCCUCCCACACUUUCUAAAAUAACUGGUCCACUACAAUGUCGUCUAUUCCAACCUGAUUUUGUUCCCAGAGAUCCUAAGGCCAAGCCUAAGAGGUACAAGUAUCCUGCUUUUUAUGAUCCCUAUGGUCCCAAACCCCCACCUUCUGAUAAGAUCCUCCAGCUUGCGGAGCGUAUUGCUGCUCUAGCCCCUGAGGAACUCAAGCAGAUUGGUCCUACACUUAGAGACAAGCUUAGGCAUCCCAAGAUGCAGCCAAUAUCAACAGAAGGCAUGGAUUUGGGUUCUCAGGGAGCUGCAAGUGGGUCUGCAAAAGCUGAGGAGAAGAAGGCAGAGAAGACAGCAUUUGAUGUGAAAUUAGAGAAGUUUGAUGCGGCAGCAAAGAUCAAGGUGAUUAAGGAGGUAAGAGCAUUUACCAGUCUGGGACUGAAGGAGGCUAAAGACCUAGUAGAGAAGGCACCAAUCUUAUUGAAACAAGGGGUAACCAAGGAGGAGGCAAAUGAUAUUAUAGAGAAGCUCAAGGCUGUGGGUGGUGUUGCAGUGAUGGAGUGAAGAGCUUCACUGGUGUAGGUUUUCCUUCACUGAAGUGCCUUAUUUGAAUCAAGUUCUCAAUUUUGCUAUUUUGCUGCAUCUUGGCAGAUGAAAGUCCAUAUGCUUACUGUUCUCUUGGAAGUUCAAUCUGCAUUGAAUAAUAGACUUGCUUCAAAGCCUUAACUAAACAUGGUUUAAUCAUCAAACCUUUAUUUUUUUUUUAUUUCUUUUUAUUUUCUUUGUGACAUUACCUUGUAACAAGAAUUCUGAUAUUUCUAUCACCAAUGAAAUGUACACGUAGGCAAAUC
Messenger RNA from Telopea speciosissima, 1047 nucleotides. Its product is annotated as 50S ribosomal protein L7/L12. Gene Ontology annotation, biological process: translation. Lineage: Eukaryota; Viridiplantae; Streptophyta; Magnoliopsida; Proteales; Proteaceae. Gene Ontology annotation, molecular function: structural constituent of ribosome. The transcript has a single exon. Gene Ontology annotation, cellular component: ribosome. The coding region runs from base 179 to 760 and encodes 193 amino acids. The record is from RefSeq and is a predicted model, not a curated record.